Messenger RNA from Momordica charantia (bitter melon), 1156 nucleotides. The record is from RefSeq and is a predicted model, not a curated record. Lineage: Eukaryota; Viridiplantae; Streptophyta; Magnoliopsida; Cucurbitales; Cucurbitaceae.
AAAUGCUGCAGCAGAAGCCACAAACCCAAGUGCGCUGAAGAUUUAAGCCUAUCUUUGGGCUUUUAGAUAACUGGAUGGAGAUGGUGGUUUUUGGAGAAGAUUUUUGCCGGCAACCGAUGAUCCUCAUCUUUUCCCCAACUGGAUAACACCAUUUAAUGAUUCUUGUGGGGUCUGCAGACUUUUGAGAGAUUGGCCAGCUGUGGCCAAUGACCCACCAUCUCACAUGCUCAGCCAAUGUGGUUUUAACUCACCCAUCACUCCCUUUUUCCAAUUUCCCCUCCUUCAAAAUUCUAUAUAUCCUCUCUCUCUUUCCCACCCAAAAGAGAGAGAAGAGGGUGAAGGAAAGUGUGUGCGUGUGUUAUAACAAUACAAAGUAAUUCUCUUUGGUUCUCUGCUUAAGCUAACAGACACCCCCAACAAGGCUAACUCUUUUUGCAGUUCUGAGUGUAGACAUGGAAGUAGCUUUGGAAGUGGAAGAUGAUUUGUUCUUUGCAGAUUUGAGCAGACAGCUCUCUCUUCUUCUCAUGGAUGAGAACGAAGAUCCUCUCCCUCACCCACAUGUAUCUCUUCAGGCUUUCAUAGGCGUGAGCAAGGGGACCGGCGUGUUCAUCCCCCGGUCGCUGCAGCCGGUGAGGAAACAGAGGCGUGGAAGAUACAACAACAACAACAACAACAUAAAGGGAAACCGGCAGUUUCCAAUCACUAUUGAUGUGAACUCCCAAGUAUCUUCCAACCAUUCGUUGCGUCCCAAAAAGGGUUAAGGAUUCGAAUAAUUUGAUGAAAAGGGUAUCAGAAAUCAGAAUUCAGAUUUAAAAAAGUAACCAUAAUAAUAGUAAUAAUAAUUCUUUCACCAAAGUAUUAAGUAUGGUGAUGCUGUACAUGGAAGGCUUUAGUUUUAGCUGUGUUAAUUACUGGUUUUAAAUGGUUUUUGCUGGUUCAUUGGAAGCCCAAGGUUUAUGAACCUCCCCCCACCCCCCUGUGAAAAAUUUAUGGUUGUUCAUGUUCUAAUAAUAUGGGAAUUUUAUUUUGAUCCUCUUUCUCUCUGGUUUUUCUUUCCUUUUUUGUUUAUGGGUUUGUGAGUUGUAAGUUCAGAGUUGAUCUGAAUCUGAACUGUGUAAAAGCUGAAUUUUUUUGAAGAAUAUGCUCUUAACUGGCA